This is a messenger RNA of Clunio marinus, 273 nucleotides long. NCBI's taxonomy places the organism in Eukaryota, Metazoa, Arthropoda, Insecta, Diptera, Chironomidae. The record is from the annotation of a GenBank genome assembly.
AUGCAAAUAAAUAAAUUCAAGCAUUUCUUUUACCGCAGCGGGUGUCCAUCAGUCAUCAACUUCAAUCAAUUAGUUGUUGAACUUUUCAACAGCUUGCUGAUAAAUAAUUUCCUCACAUUUACAGUGAAAAGAAUUAGGUAUCUACCAUUACCUAAAAAAGUAUUAAUGGGGCAUAAAAUAUUAGCGCGGUUGAAAUCCCAAUUACAACUUACCCAAGCUGCAAUCAUUUACAUAGAGUUAAAAGGAAAGCAAUUUCAUAGCCAGAUUCAAUGA